Wyeomyia smithii (pitcher-plant mosquito) is the source of this 1690-nucleotide messenger RNA. RefSeq names its product probable cytochrome P450 6a17. The transcript is spliced from 2 exons. The record is from RefSeq and is a predicted model, not a curated record. Bases 62 to 1561 code for a protein of 499 amino acids. NCBI's taxonomy places the organism in Eukaryota, Metazoa, Arthropoda, Insecta, Diptera, Culicidae. Gene Ontology annotation, molecular function: iron ion binding; heme binding; oxidoreductase activity, acting on paired donors, with incorporation or reduction of molecular oxygen.
AGCGACAACCCCAUCGGUAGUCGUUGCGUUGCGUUGUGCGCGAGUAAACCGAAAAAUCAAAAUGUUGUUCUACCUAAUUCUGCUAGCCAUCUCGCUUGGCUUUUACGCAAUGGGUAAGCGGUACGCUUACUGGAAGCGUCGGGGAGUUCCCUACGCAGAAGCUGGCUUCCCGUUUGGCAACCUCAAGGGCAUGAGGAAGCGCCAUUUGGCGCUGCUUGUGCAAGAUGUGUACGUGCAACUCAAAGAUAGUGGAAAGAAGUUUGGCGGAAUGUUUUUCUUCAUUAAUCCUGUGGCUCUGAUCUUGGAUUUGGACUUCGCAAAAGACGUUUUCAUUAAAGACUUCCAGUAUUUUCACGACCGUGGAAUUUAUAGCAAUGAAAAGGUCGAUCCAAUCACGGCUCAUCUGGUUUCAAUGGAAGGCGUCAAGUGGAAGAAUCUACGCGCCAAGUUAACACCAACCUUCACCACGGGUAAGAUGAAGAUGAUGUAUCCCACUGUUGCAGCGGUGGCCGAAGAGUUCCGCAAAUGCAUGCUGGUUGAAGCGGAAAGUGGCGGAGAGGUUGAAAUGAAAGAGUUUCUAGCGAGGUUUACUACUGAUGUUAUUGGGACUUGUGCCUUCGGUUUGGAGUGCAACAGUUUGAAGGACCCGGAAGCAAAGUUUAGACAAAUGGGAAGGAAAGCUUUGGCCUUAACUCCUAUGGGAUUUCUACGACGAAUUCUCAGCUUUACUUUUAGGGACCUGGCAAAAGCGCUGAACGUUCGAAUAUCCGAUCCAGAUGUAGCGGAUUUCUUUAUGAAUGCAGUGCGAGAAACGAUCGAAUACCGUGAGAAAAAUAAUGUUCGUAGGAAUGAUUUUAUGGAUUUGUUGAUUAAGCUCAAAAACGAUCAGCCUAUCGACGAUGGUAGUGAGGAGCGACUGGGAAGGUUGACGUUUAAUGAGAUAGCCGCGCAGGCGUUUGUGUUUUUCCUGGCAGGUUUUGAAACAUCAUCCACUGCAAUGUCUUAUUGUCUGUACGAAUUGGCACAAAACCAGGAAUUGCAGGAAAAAGCCAGACAAGAUGUGGAGAGUGUUCUGGCCAAACAUGAGGGUGCUAUGACUUACGAGGCAGUUCACGAAAUGAGAUAUGUUGAAAACUGUAUUAACGAAUCACUUCGCAAAUAUCCUCCAGUGCCAAACAUUUUACGUAACACCAACAAAAGCUACCACGUCUCGGAUAUGAACGUUACUCUGGAAAAGGGUUACCGUGUGUUGCUGCCCAUUUAUUCGAUCCACCACGAUGCCCGUUACUAUCCGGACCCGGAACGGUACGAUCCGGAGCGCUUCAAUGCGGAGCUAACGGCCAAACGUCACCCGAUGGCAUUCAUUCCGUUCGGCGAGGGACCGCGUAUUUGCAUUGGCUUGCGCUUCGGUAUGAUGCAGGCACGGGUUGGAUUAGCCUGUCUGUUGCGAAACUUCCGCUUCAAGCUAUCGCCCAAAACUCCACGGGAGCUACGGUUUAUCGCAUCCAAUCCGUUGCUCGCUUCCGAGGGUGGACUGUGGUUGCACAUUGAGAAGCUGUGAUGGGGGUUGAGGAUAAAUUUUAUUGGAAGUGCUCGAAACAGACGGAAAAAAUAUUGUCUAUUUAGUCAGUUGAGGAGUUGCUAUGUUAACAUUUCUUUUCAAUAAAGACUUUAAUUAUCAAAACAUUAA